Messenger RNA from Anopheles coluzzii, 6320 nucleotides. RefSeq names its product homeotic protein female sterile-like. Gene Ontology annotation, cellular component: nucleus. NCBI's taxonomy places the organism in Eukaryota, Metazoa, Arthropoda, Insecta, Diptera, Culicidae. Gene Ontology annotation, molecular function: cis-regulatory region sequence-specific DNA binding; DNA-binding transcription factor activity. The record is from RefSeq and is a predicted model, not a curated record. Gene Ontology annotation, biological process: regulation of DNA-templated transcription. The coding region runs from base 1006 to 3828 and encodes 940 amino acids. The transcript is spliced from 8 exons.
ACGUGAAAGAGGAAGCAACAACAAAAAAUAAAACAAAAACAGCACAAAAUGUCCGCGGUCCGAGCCCGCGUGCAAGCGAGACGGCAGCGGAGGCACACCGACAGCGAAGGAACCAGCAGCGCCAGCGGCCGAACGACAAGGACGGACGGGUCCUAUGGGGUCCCUUGUGUUUGCCCACAGCUUCACCGAGCGGCAUGCGCUUGCGUUUCCGGCAGUGUUUGUCGACCGCACGAAGGUAGCGGAUGGUACAGAGCGCACCGUAUCGGUACUACGGACGAAAAAGUGUCGCAGAGGCGAGCGAGCGCCUGCGAGCCUACACGACGACUCCUACCUCAUCUACCUAUCUGGCAACGGGUGAGGAGUGGGAGGGGGGGAAAGAAGUGGACGAAGUUCUCGGGACUGUCUUGGGGCAUGGGGGGGCAGCCUUUGGAGCCGCUGAUUGCUGGACGUCGGUGGACAGGGUCGUCGCAAAUGUACUAGGCCCUAACUCAGAAGAGCCCUUUAUACAAAUACACAGUGUAUGUGUGCGAGUGUGAGUAUGUGUGUUGUGUAAGAAAACUGAUCUCAUAAUCAUGUUGGAGCAGCAGCAGUAGUGCUGUGUGUGUGUGGGAGUGUCGCAAUCCCGAAUUGCGUCGCAAGUUGCAACUGUGUCCUUAGUUCGGACUUUGGAGUGCUUCUGAAGGAACCUAACCGCGAAGAGGACGCGAAUUGCCUGGAACGCCCGGAAGGACUACAAAUCCCGAUCCAAUCAAAUUCUGACACUAGGACGCCAUCUUGAAAUCGAUGUCAGUGCCAGUGUGAGCCAAUAUUCGUUUUUUUUUAAUUGUCGCGUUGUUUUGUUGGGUCCCCUCCCGAAAUUCCCAGCACGCAGUGGUAAUGGUAUCUCUGCUCCAGAAGAGCGUCCGACGGUAUUGUUGUGAAUUUUGUCCUAGUGGAGUGAACUAAAGUGUGUGUGUGUGUGUGUGCCUCUUCUGUAUCCAUUUUAAAAAAAUCCUCGGCAGCGUGAUGCAGCGUUCGCUGUACGUGACGCCGAGCUGCGGUGGUUCGUCCGUUACGAUACCUUCCCUGCUGACCACACUGAGCAGUCACACCGACCAGCAGCAGCAGCAGCAGCAGCUACAGCAGCACCAGCAACAUUACAGUGUCGUCACGCCAAUCGAUACGAUCACGCUGGAGGCAAAUCUCGGCAGUCCGACGGGGCGUAGUGCGCUCAAGCGCAAGCUGCCCAUCUCCGAGCUGGAGGACCACUACCCGGUGUCGGUGACGGUGGCGGCACCGUACUCCUCCACCCUGGCCGACGGAACCGGCCCGCUCGGGACGAAGCAGCGCAAGGAUGUGGAGCAGGGCGGUGGCAUUGGCGUCGAGCUGCACGAGUUCCCCGCGUUCGGGCAAGCGUUCCAGGGCGUAUCGGGCAUUGGGCAGUUCUACGUGAUUGGACCGAACGACACGAACAACAACAGCUCGGCAAACCCGCUCAGCGAUGCGGAAGGCGAUCCACAUCACCACCACCACCACCACCAACACCACCAACACCAUCAUCAUCAGCAGCAGCAGAAUCAUCACCAUCAUCACCAUCACCAGCUGGCGACGUACAUCUACGACGUGCCGGGCACGAUCGAGACGGAAGCGACGGAGGUCAUCCCGAUCAGCGAGCACCACCUGACCUCGACCGUGCUGGCCCCGGUCGGCAGCGACGUGGUACACCACACGAACGGAGGCAUCGUGCUGACCGACAUCAGCUCCUCCACGUGGACCAGCACGGCCGAGCUGCUCGAUCUCGACCGGAAGGCGGCCGGUGUGGCCGCGACCGUGCCGACGAACGUGCACCACCAUCGCUACUCCAUCGUCAGCACCGAGCAUCAGCACCAUCAGCAGCUACCGCCCCAACAUCAACAAACCACCCAUCAACAACAACAACAGCAGCAGCAGCAUCACCAUCAUCAGCAACAUGCGCAUCUUACCUCACACCAUCAUCAUCAGCAGCAGCAGCAGCAGCACCAUCAUCACCAGCCCUACCAGCCGUUGCAUACACACCAUCAACCUCAGCAACAAUCGACAUCCUCGCCGUCCUCUCCCCGACCGCCACCCACUCUCCCUCCGCCUCCACCUCCUCCUCCUCCGCCACCACCGCCACCGCCAUCAGCUCCCGCGACGCCCACAUCCUCCGCCGACACCCACGUGCACACCCAUCGCAACAAUCAAGAAUCAGUGAAUCAGCAGUUUGGCGGCGGCGGCGGUGGUGGUGGUGGUGCUGGAGGCAGCGGUGGCAACACCAGCCCGUACAACAAUGGCAUCAACAAUCAGAGCUGGCCGAAUGCCGGCGAGCCCGGCCCAAGGUCCACGGACGGGGGGAGCCCGCGGCGUGCCGACUCGACGACACCGGCCACUGCCGGGCUGACGCUCACGAACGGCAUGAAGACGCCCGAGCGAUUAGGUAAGGACACUGGACUAUUAAUCCACGGGAAGAAAUUGCAUCCUCCUAGUUUCCCCUCUCUCUCUUUCUCUCAUUCCUCCCCUUUUGCAGCAUCACAAACCCCCGACACACCAGAAGACUGCAAGAAUCUGUCAUGGCUGCUCAACUUCAAGCUCGACGACAUCCCGAACCUGUCGCCCCGCUCCAACCGGAAGCAGCGCUCGAAGGGAGCGUUCGGGUCGGGACCGGGUGGGGCGAACCAGGACGGCGGUGCCCUCGUUGGCAGUGGUGCCGCCGGUGCCACCGGUGGUAGUGCUGGAGCGGGCGGUGGCGGCGGCAGUGGCGGCCUGGGUCCCGAUUCUGGCACGGUGGCGAUUGAGGAGGGCGAUCUGAACGUCGGCGAGAAUGUGACGAUCGAGAGCAGCAACGGAAAGUCACCGAAGAAGCCGCCCUUCACCUACACCGAGCUGAUAGAGUACGCGCUGGAGGAGCAGGGCGACCUGACGGUGGCAGCAAUCUACCAGUGGAUCUCGGACCACUUCCCGUACUACAAAUCGCACGACGAUCGCUGGAAGAACUCGGUCCGCCACAACCUCUCGAUCAAUCCGCACUUCCGCAAGGGUCGCAAAUCGUCGCACGGUUCCGGCCACCUCUGGACAAUCUCGAGCCGCAACUCGGAGGACAACUUUCUCGCCUGGGAGCAUAAAAAGCAACGCUUCGAGUGGUUCUUCAAGAUGGAGGCGAACGCACGCCUGCGGGAGGUCGGCACGAGUGACACGAUGACAGAUGCGGAGGUCGCCGCUGCAACGGCCAGCCUCGCACAGUACGUGCCGAAAUCGCCGGCCACCACCGGUUCGCCGGUAAGUCAGUGUCUGGAAACGAUCAACGCCGCUGCACAGGAACCGCAUCGACAGCAUCUGUCUCACACGAUGCAGCAGCCGGCCCAACAUCAGCAACAGCAGCAACAUCAGCAGCAUCAUCACCAUCAUCACCAUCAUCACCAUCCGCAGCAGCAGCAGCAGCAGCAGAUAACGACGACGUACCAUGAGGCGCAGACGCUGUACGCGGACCUCAUCACCGGCGCGCAGUUUAAGGUGACGGCCAGGACGGAGCAGGAGCUAAAGCAUCCGGACGAGGACGCAUUCAAUGGAAUACGGCGCGGUGCUGAGAUACAGAUCGAACGCCCCACGCAAACGAUCCAAACGUACGAGAUGCUCGAUUCUGCGGAGUACAACAUUGCCGACUACCUGAACCCGGUGCCGAAGGAGGAGAUCGUGCAGGAGUGUGGGCUGCGCUCGGUCGCACUCGAUCCAGCCGAGCUCGGUAUUAACAUCCCGUCGGCGAGCGGCCAGGACGACGACAUUCUGUUCGACGACUUCAAUCUCAACUACUUCGGCAACAACAUCAUGACCUGACGACGUGCCGCACUGCAGGAGGAGCAGGAGCAGCAGCAGCAGCAGCAGCAGCCUUCCACAAUACUGCUCGCUCCCCUGCUCGAGCCAGUCUUUGCCAUGGGCCACCAGUCCGUACCGAUCGACGGUACGGUGCAGCAGAUCGUUGCCAUGCUACCGACGACCGUCGUCGCUACGGCAGUCUCCACCAGCGCGCAAGGCGACGAACCUUCGCCGGCCUAGUGAGUGCUGGGAGAGACGAAGCGACCAGGAGACGAGAUGCAUACACAUAACCCCCUCAGACAGGCACCUGCUCCGAUGGAUCCUAGAGUCUAACGUUCCCCGUUUCCGUUCGCUCCACAGGUUUAGCAAUGCAGCAGCAAUGCAGGAAAGGUUAACGCGAUUACUCGUUAUUAGUUUGUGCCAUACGUAUAUUACGCCCGUUAGUUGAACGUGUUGUGCCCUUUGUGUGUGUGUGUGUUGUGUGUAUGUGCGUACGUGUGCGUGUGUGUGUGUGCAAUUUGAAAUGUAUGUUUGAAUUAUCGCAAAUCCCCCGACAGGGACUGCAGCAGCAAAAGUUUCAUAUACUUAAUACAGUUUAAAAUAACAAAAAAAACAACAACGAAGCUGCAGCACCUUCCCUUCUGGUGGUGCACGCAGCUGGUCCGCGGAAGCUUUUCGUUUAAUCUACUCAUUGUUCUAGUCAAAAGUAACAAUUUACCAAAAAAUAACAAAUAAACAAAAAACGAAGCGCCUCGCUCACUGUCUCUCUUUCUCUUUCGAGCAAAGUGUGUGCGUGUGUGUGUGUGUGUGUGUGUGUGUGUGUGUGUUGUGCACGUGUCUGUGCGUUUAAAAAUCACAUCCACACAUACACAAGGAACAAUCAAUAUUUUAGUAGCGUUAUCCCUACGAUCACUCCUUACCUUAGCACCUGGAGCAGCGCACUCACACACACGCACUUUCCAAAAAGAGGAAAUUUUUUAACAUAAGCAUCGGGAGCAGAAGUGAUUAGGGCAAACAACCCAUCCCAGUGCCAUUCGUACACAUCCUGCUCUCUCUAUCUCUCUCUCUUUCUCGUUUAGACAUUAAUCGUAAUUAAAGAAAGAACUCUCACACACACGUGCACACCAAAAAUGGUUCACACAAAAUCGACCGCUCGCCGGAGCGUAUUUCCCAUUGGAUUUAGCUAUUUCGUACUUCUCUAGCUCUAAUGAAUUCAACCGAAUCGAAUGCAAAUUGUUGUUGUUUUUUUGCAAACAAUGGCAAGAAAAGAGAAAAGAAAAACCAAACGCUACUCCUCCGGCAGUCAACCGAUGCCUCCCGGCAGCACGUGGUGAAGCACGUGGCGCAGGGUUCGGAGGAUUUGGCGCCCAACAAAUUGUAAAUCGCAUUCCCUCUGGCACAUACCUAAAGUUCGUUCUUAACACACACAACAAAACAAAACAACAAACAAACAAACCCCCAUGCGAGGAAGAAUAUAUGUAAACAUAUAGAGACUUAUAAUACGACUUAUAAUGCUUUACUCUCAAUUCUUUUAUACUUCACAAAGAAAGAAAACACUGGACAACAAAAUAUGAUUCGACAAAGGCGCGCGCAUUCCUUUUCACCGUUUUCUCAAUAGUCGACAAAAUUCUAAAUAUUGAAACAUUUCAUAACGCUUCGUGAAAUGUUUCCUGCGUUACAGCUUGAAUAAUAACUCUGUCACGAUGGGCGUAAUAGUUUAACAAAGGUUAAUUAUGAUCGGUAAAAGAAUAAAUUCGUGUUCUACGCCCUGUCGCUUGGUUGGAUUUUAGCUCCGUUGCUCCGUAGUCCCUAAUUAAUUCGAACCUAUUUUCCUAUCCACUAGAGUGUGAGCGACGAAUUCUAUAUACGUUAUUUCUCCUUAGUAAGCAACAGGAUCGUUCGAUUUUCGUACCGUAUAGUAAAGUUCAACAGCCGCGGCGUUUGCCUCCACGCUAUCAACGUUUUGACGAAACGUUCUUAAAUAAUACUUCCCUACUGGCAGUGCGGUGCAGAUGCAAAAUGGAAAAAAACCGCCGCUGCAGUUCAAUGUAAACCGCACACGAGGUAUAAACGUCAUCGCUUCCCUACGCUGUGAGCUGUCAAAGGCUGUCCGCAGCGACCUGUGGCGCUACAAAACCAAACGCAAUCCUAUAAAAAAGCCGUUAUAGCUCAGCGUUACUAUCUGCUCAUCGGGCCUGUCUGUGUGUUACUGCAGCCGACACAAUUGGUUUUUGAUUGUUUCACAAUGCUAAACAAAAUCGAUAAAGAUGUAACAAACCCUCUAAAUGAAUUAUAAUGAAUGAAUUAUAAUGAAUUAGCAAAAUAAAAAAAAAGCUGUUCGUCAAGUGUGGCUUCGAUAAUCGAAGCAAAUAAUUCCUCUCACCGAUGCGCCGAUUGAAAACCGCAACGAUCAGCAAAGUUCUCCUAAAUGCAUUCAUCUAAAAAAAUAUACGGCCUGCUACGUUACUUCACACUACUUCAACCAUCUAGUUCUACCUUCACCCCCCCCCCCC